Monoraphidium neglectum is the source of this 477-nucleotide messenger RNA. RefSeq lists its product as hypothetical. NCBI's taxonomy places the organism in Eukaryota, Viridiplantae, Chlorophyta, Chlorophyceae, Sphaeropleales, Selenastraceae. The record is from RefSeq and is a predicted model, not a curated record. Bases 1 to 477 code for a protein of 158 amino acids. The transcript is spliced from 3 exons.
AUGACAACCUAUCGCCCCCUGCUGCUGCGAGUCAAAGCGGCUUACGACCCCGUGCUCAGGGACGCGGCCGCGUCAACCUAUGACAACGUCCACCUGCGCGGAGAGCUUGCACGCGCACCCGCUGAGCUGGCCGUGGCGGUGGAGGAGGCGCACAACGCGGCGGAGGCGGUCGCGGCGGGCAUGCUGCGGGAGCUGGAGGAGAAGCUGGCAAGCGCAGAGGCAGAAGCUGAAGAGGUCGGCAGCCGCGCGCUCGACACGCGGGCCGAGCGCGAGGCGCGUGACGCUGAAGACCAGCUGUCGCGGUUCCAGCGCAGCUCUGCCUCUGCGAGGCGCGAGGUGGAGCAGCUGACGGCCGCCAACCGCCGGGCCCAGGCGGAGCUGCUCGCGGCCAGCAGCUGGGCGCGGCUCAGGAGGCCCGUGGGCGCGGGCGCCGCGGCGCCCGCGCCCGUGCCGGCAGCAGGUGAACCUGGGGUUUGA